AUGGCUUUAUGUUUGGGCAUGAUUAAACUCGAAGUAAUUGAAGAAAUUGAAGAGUUCAAAAUAAUUGAAGAGCUUGAACCAGGCAAUGGAAGUUCAACAUUGGUUCAAUUGUAUAAUAAUGCAGAAUAUGCAGAAAAAAAUACCAUUAAAUCAAGACAAUUAGAGAUUAUGGCUUGGUACAAUUUCUUGGAGGAAUAUGAAAAAAAUGUGGAAAAAUUAAUAUUAAAUGCUAAAGAGUAUAUUUCCGAUAAGGCUGCAAGAGGCCAUGUAUAUUCAGCUUUUAGAAAACAUUUUCCUGGUGUGCAAACUACAACUUUGUACAGUAGAAUUUUGAAAGCUAAAAAAAUCCAUACACUAUUUAAAGCAAUUGGAGCCGAAAAAUUUGAUCAAAUUCAAACUUUUA
Messenger RNA from Entrophospora candida, 403 nucleotides. The record is from the annotation of a GenBank genome assembly. NCBI's taxonomy places the organism in Eukaryota, Fungi, Glomeromycota, Glomeromycetes, Entrophosporales, Entrophosporaceae.